AUGGCAUCGCCCAGUUCCCAAGUCUUCCUGGCUCAAGAGCGCCUGAAAGCGCUUCUCCCUACGAUUACCCAGCUUCGAGAAACGACAGGUGCCGCGUCUGUUUCAUUCGGCGUUCUUCAUUACGGAGACGUUGUCUUACAAGGCACCGAUGGUUUUCGUGACGCGGAGAAGCAAAUACCGGCAAACAUUGACACGGCUUAUGUAAUCGGCUCAAGCAUGAAGGCUAUGAUGGCCUCCUGCUGCGGGAUGCUAGUACAUGAGGGAAAGCUUGCUUGGGACGAUGAACUAUCCAAACAUGUGAAAUUCCAUCACGCCUUGGACCCUGUUCUCGGGAACCGCGCUACCGUUCACGACGCGCUAUCUCACACUACUGGGAUCGCUCAGCUAGACCUUUCAUGGUAUGGAGCAUCAGGAAAGAACCUGAUCCAUCCCAAAGAUGUGCUACACGUUGUAGCUCAUCUACCCAUCACCACCAGGUUCCGCUCUCAGUGGAGCUAUUGUAACUAUAUGUACGUUAUUAUGGCGAAGGUUAUUGACCAUGCGAUUGCUGAGGACGGCGGCUGGUCAAGAUUCUUGACAGAACGACUCCUUGAACCAUUGGGGAUGCAGCGAAGCAAAUUAUCUCGGGAUGCUUUCAGUGACGAUAAUGUUGCUGAGCCACAUUACGUCAAGGAUGAUCUGACUCCUGGUCAACUUCCACGGCCAGACCUUUCUUCAGAUACGCUUAUGGGUCCCGCUGGCUGCCUUUGGUCUACUGUCCCAGACAUGCUGAAAUGGGUAAGGGCAGUUCUAACCAGCGUCAACCCGGAUCGCGAGUCAGGCCAUGAGCCUAUUGUUCUCAAAGAGAUGGAUACCAUCACAGCGCAUCAAACCCAACUUGCCCAUCGUGGCCUGUUUGAGAACACUUAUGGCUAUGGCUGGUCUCGCUUGUCCAUGCCCUCGGCAAUGUAUGGUUUUAUGUCAACGAACGGCAAUAAACAAGAGCCCAUUCUUGGCAGGGAUUCCGAUCGGCGUCUGAUGUUGUAUCAUGGCGGUCAGGUCACAGGUUUCCUGAUGACUUUAUGCAUCUUCCCAGAAGCGCAGUCAGCAAUCGUUGUGCUCAGUAAUACUCAAGCACUGGGCGACGCUUCAGAUUGGACAGCUCGAGCAAUAAUGCAAGAAUUGUUCGAACUUCGGCCAUCAAUCGAUCUGGUUGCGCAAGCAAAGCUUACGGCACGUCAGGCUUUGGGACUGUAUGCACGUCUGAUGGGCGACUACAUCAAGAACAAAAGUCAGAGUGAGGAUGCAGACCUAGAUGACAAGUUUGGAGUCUACGUAAAUGAAGGGUUAAAACUUCACAUAGAUAUUCGUCCAACCAAAAAUCGUGACAAGGUAGGCGAAUUCUUCCUCAAUGUCCGGCUAAGCCAUGCACAUGCCCAAACCGGUCAGACUCAGCGCCCAAAGAACGGUGAGAACUCCGACGAUCUUGAAUUUAUGACCAAUAACCAAGAAGUCUCUGCUUACUGCAUUGUUAGCUUCGUCCUUCAUUAUUCGUAUUUUGUUGGUUAUUACCAAAUCGCACCGCCUGUUAACACUAUCACAGACGUCAUUGCCUACCGUGCCACGCUCGCUUCGGAAAGUCGCUAG
Molecule: messenger RNA, 1626 nt
Organism: Fusarium musae
Lineage: Eukaryota; Fungi; Ascomycota; Sordariomycetes; Hypocreales; Nectriaceae
Exons: 3
Coding region: 1-1626 (541 amino acids)
Source: RefSeq, a predicted model, not a curated record